UUCCUACGACCAGCGCUGCCAUCAAUCUGCCGGCGACGCGCACCGUGGCAUCCCCCAACCAAGCGCUGCAAAAAUCACUCUAAUUCUCUUCUUCUACCUCCAUCGCAACCCUCUCAAUCGAUCUCUCUGCAUUUUCCACAAAUAUUUGGGGCUAUUUCAGAAUUUGGGGUUGUGUUUGAUAAUUGAUAUUGAAAUGAAGCUCCACUAGUGCUUAAAUUCUAGCUAUAUUCUUGUUCUAGCUUUUGGGGAUUUUUUGGAUGGAAAAGAAAAGAGUGGAUGAACAAGAGCCCCCACCUGCCUCACUGCCUAAAGUUGAUAGAUUUGGAUUUCUAAAGCAGGAAACUAACUCACCUGAUGGAUUAGCAAAGAGCAGAUCAGCUGCAGAGUCUGAGAGGGAGGAAAAAAGAAUUAAGAAAUGGAGAAAGAUGAUAGGGGUUGGAGGAAGUGAUUGGAAGCAUUAUGUUCGAAGGAAACCCCAUGUUGUCAAAAGGAGAAUAAGGAAAGGAAUUCCUGACUGUCUAAGAGGACUUGUUUGGCAACUGAUAUCUGGAAGUCGUGACCUCUUGCUCAUGAAUCCAGGUGUUUAUGAGCAACUAGUCAUAUAUGAGACGUCUGCUUCUGAACUAGAUAUUAUCCGAGAUAUUUCUCGUACAUUUCCUUCACAUGUUUUCUUCCAGCAGAGGCAUGGUCCAGGUCAAAGAUCUCUUUAUAAUGUUUUAAAAGCUUACUCUGUAUAUGACAGAGAUGUUGGAUAUGUACAGGGCAUGGGAUUUGUCGCAGGUCUCUUGCUUCUUUAUAUGAGUGAAGAAGAUGCAUUUUGGUUACUGGUAGCACUUCUAAAAGGAGCCGUGCAUGCUCCUAUGGAAGGAAUGUAUUUGGUUGGUUUGCCGCUUGUGCAGCAAUAUCUUUUCCAGCUAGAUCAGUUAGUCAGAAAGCACUUACCGAAGUUGGGAGAGCAUUUUACUCAAGAAAUGAUAAACCCUAGCAUGUAUGCUAGCCAAUGGUUCAUAACCGUUUUUUCCUACUCAUUCCCAUUCCACUUGGCUCUUAGGAUUUGGGAUGUCUUUCUUUUCAAGGGCGUCAAGAUUGUCUUCAAAGUUGGUUUAGCACUACUAAAAUUCUGCCAUGAUGAUCUGGUGAAGUUGCCUUUCGAAAAACUUAUCCAUGCACUACGGAAUUUUCCGGAAGAUGCUAUGAAUCCAGAUAUUUUAUUACCAAUGGCUUACUCUAUAGAGGUGUCCAAGCGAUUGGAGGAAUUGAAGGAGGAAUAUGAGAAACAGCACGGGAAACUGUCCGAGCGUGUUAAACAGAGGCUGCAGCAGACAUCUUGAAUGACGACGAUGCAUCCUAAUGGCAACAAGCAUUGUUGCUGGGCGAAGUAUUUGUCUUGCAUGCACGAGGUUUUAGAUUGAUUGAUCAGUUUUUUAAAAUUGUACAAAAGCCUGAAUCUGAUGCUUGUAUUUUACAUUGCUGGGUGUGCUUGUCAAUUGAAAUUUGGCAAUUUGAGAGGGAUUAUCUAUUUA
This is a messenger RNA of Salvia splendens (bonfire salvia), 1523 nucleotides long. RefSeq names its product ecotropic viral integration site 5 ortholog. The transcript has 9 exons. The record is from RefSeq and is a predicted model, not a curated record. The coding region runs from base 258 to 1331 and encodes 357 amino acids. Gene Ontology annotation, molecular function: small GTPase binding; GTPase activator activity. NCBI's taxonomy places the organism in Eukaryota, Viridiplantae, Streptophyta, Magnoliopsida, Lamiales, Lamiaceae. Gene Ontology annotation, biological process: regulation of GTPase activity.